AUGGGACGAGUGAUCCGUGCUCAACGUAAGAGCGGUGGCAUUUUCACCGCCCACACGCGGCUGAACAAGGCCCCGGCGAAGCUCCGUCCUUACGACUUUGCCGAGCGCAACGGCUACAUCCGUGGCCUUGUCAAGGAGAUCAUCCACGACGCUGGCCGUGGUGCUCCCCUUGCCCGUGUCGCUUUCCGUGACCCUUACCGCUACAAGACGCACACCGAGACCUUUAUUGCUGCCGAGGGUAUGCACACUGGCCAGUUUGUGUACUGCGGUAAGAAGGCUGUGCUGAGCGUCGGCAACGUCCUCCCCCUCAGCUCGCUCCCCGAGGGUACCAUUGUCUGCAACGUCGAGGGCAAGUCGGGUGACCGCGGCACGCUCGCCCGUACCUCGGGCAACUACGCCACGGUCAUCGGCCACACCGAUGACGGCACCUCGCGUAUUCGUCUCCCCUCGGGCGCCAAGAAGACUGUGCCGAGCGCUGCUCGUGCCACGGUCGGCAUUGUCGCCGGUGGUGGCCGUAUCGACAAGCCUUUGCUCAAGGCCGGCCGUGCCUACCACAAGUACAAGGUCAAGCGCAACAGCUGGCCCCGUACUCGUGGUGUUGCCAUGAACCCCGUCGACCACCCUCACGGUGGUGGUAACCACCAGCACAUUGGUCACUCUUCGACCGUCAAGCGCGGCUCCGUUCCCGGUCAGAAGGUUGGUCUCAUUGCUGCCCGCCGCACUGGUCUCCACCGCGGUACCGUCAAGGUCCGGGACGCUUAA
Malassezia japonica is the source of this 762-nucleotide messenger RNA. It is a transcript of the gene RPL2, whose product is annotated as 60S ribosomal protein L2. The coding region runs from base 1 to 762 and encodes 253 amino acids. Gene Ontology annotation, cellular component: cytosolic large ribosomal subunit; ribosome. The transcript has 3 exons. Gene Ontology annotation, biological process: cytoplasmic translation. The record is from RefSeq and is a predicted model, not a curated record. Gene Ontology annotation, molecular function: structural constituent of ribosome; RNA binding. Lineage: Eukaryota; Fungi; Basidiomycota; Malasseziomycetes; Malasseziales; Malasseziaceae.